Molecule: messenger RNA, 3504 nt
Organism: Python bivittatus (Burmese python)
Lineage: Eukaryota; Metazoa; Chordata; Lepidosauria; Squamata; Pythonidae
Gene: IFRD2
Product: interferon related developmental regulator 2
Source: RefSeq, a predicted model, not a curated record
UCGCUUGGCGGGGGAAGAGAGCGAGUGAUCAAUCAAGGGAAGGAAGAUGGUGGUGGAGCAGGCGGCGUGGCUCCCCUGUGAGGCAGCGACCGUACCCGUCGAUCUACAACACAGAGACGCCGCCCGGUCCGAAACCGUCUCCUGAUAACCGCCCAAUUUGGCCAUGCCCCGAUCACGCCGGGGCGAAGGAUCCCGCCGAGGCGGCCGAGGUGCUCGUAGCAACCCCAAGAUGGAGUCUCCAGCAAGUGAUGAUGAAGCAGCUAGUGAAGUCCUCAGUCAUUACAGCAGUGCCAGUGAAAGUGCCAGUAUAGCUGAAGAAAUGACAGGAGGUGAAGCAGUAGAUGAGCAAGCACAGCAAGAGGAGAUGGAAGAUAAACUGAAAGAAUGCAUUGACAAUGUGAUGGACAAAAGUGCCAAGACCCGCCAGGUUGCCCUAGAAAACCUGCGGCUAGCAUUCUCCUCCAAGACGCUCUUUGACUUCCUGUUGGAACGCAGGUUUACCCUCACGGAUUCCUUAGAGAAGUGCCUAAAGAAAGGUAAAGGGGAGGAGCAGGCCCUUGCUGCUACUGUUCUUACACUACUGUGCCUUCAGAUGGGCUCGGGGCCGGAAGGGGAGGAGGUCUUCCGCAGCCUGAAGCCGCUCCUUAUCACCAUCCUGACCGACUCCUCAGCCAGCCUUGUCGCUCGGCAGAGCUGCGCGACUGCUCUCGGGAUGUGCUGCUAUAUUGCUGCUGCGGAUAAGGAGGACCUAGUAUCCUGUCUGGUCUGCCUGGAAGGUAUCUUUGGCUCUUCAUGCAGCAAGGAUGCCAGUUUGGCACCCUCCCACCACAGUCCUCUGCUCCAGAUCUUGCAUUGCAAUGCGCUCCAGUCUUGGUCGCUGCUCCUCACCAUCUGUCCAAGCACCCAGAUCAAGAAGAUCCUGGACGACCAUCUACCUAAGCUGCCUCUGAUGCUCUCCAGUGAUAAUGUCAACCUGCGGAUUGUGGCAGGUGAAACAAUUGCACUGCUAUUUGAACUGGCCCAGGACAUAGAGGAUUUCUUUUAUGAGGACACUGACCUGCUGUGCACCAAACUAAAAGCCUUGGCCACUGACAGCAACAAGUACCGAGCCAAAACAGACCGACGCAAGCAAAGAUCCAUCUUCCGUGAUGUCCUGCAUUACAUUGAGAAUGGGGAGUGCCACGAGGAGACUAUCAAGUUUGGACUGGAGUGCAUGUAUGUGGACAGCUGGGCAAGGAGAAGAACAUACAAUGCCUUCAAAGAGGCGCUUGGCUCUGGUGUCAGGCACCACUUGCAGAACAAUGAGUUGUUACGGGAGACAUUUGAACUGGGACCACCACUAGUCCUGGAUGCAGCAACUGUUAAAGCCAGUAAGAUCUCACGCUUCGAGAAGCACCUGUAUAAUUCUGCUGCCUUCAAAGCCCGAACGAAAGCAAGGAGCCGUGUCCGAGAUAAGCGAGCGGAUGUCCUCUGAGGGCUUGUUUUCUUCUCCUCUUCCUGCCUUCCAUAGAAGCCAAUGAACUACGAUAGACCUGGACCACUGUGAACCCUGCAAGUGUGGAGAGAUCCUGAGGCAGAAGCCCCCACAUGGCCUCAACCCCUUGAAAAAUUGGGCUUGUGCCCUGUCCCCCUCAACACCCCCACCUUUCUUUGGGGGCUUUUAUAUAUGUACAGAAUAAUAUUUAAAUGUCUUGGAUGUUUGAAUUAUGGUGGGAUGACAAUGGGCAGGUGCCAUUUUUAUUUUUUUAACCAAAAAUUUAAGCGAGGUUGGGUGGUGGGGAGAUUUUUUUUCCCUCACCCCUGCUGCUUUUUUUAAGCCAGUGAUAUUUUUACCCCUUUUCCCCCAUCUCCGUUACUGAAUGUAUCAAGACUGAAUCUUCUCCCUCCGCCUCCUGCAGUUGUGAACUUUCCCAGUGAUGACUUUGGUGCAGAAGGUGGUUUUAGGAUAAGGCUAUCAACAGCAGUGUCCAGGAUGGAGGCUGUGAAAGGACCGGUUUGAGGUUGGGUGCCUUGGGUUUUUCCCCUCUGGUGUUGAAGGUAUUUUGCUGUGAGAUGGAUGAAAUGUGCUGUAGAGAUCAGUGUAGAUGAUUAAAAGUUAGGCUUGAUAGCACAUGAAGAAGGUUAUACCUCUUCUCUACUGAUGCAGUUGCUUGACACUGUUGGCUGUAUUCUCCUAUCCUACUUAUCACCACCUGUCAUUCUGUUCUUGCUCUUUGAGGCUCAGUUUUGCUUCUCACUUACUGAGCUUUAAUUUUAUUUUUUUAAUGGGAAACUGCUCUACUUCACUGACAGAUGGAGAAGCCAGUCAAAGCUGCGCCCCAGGCUGAAAAAAGGUCCUUUCCUUGUGUUUGGGUUCUUUGGUGGGCCUGAGCGUUCCUCUUUUCUCCACACAGGCAGAAUUGACCCCAUUGUGAGGAAGUUCUCUGGUUUACCGUCUGGUAAAAAGAGCAGCGGGCUUUUGAUGCCACUCUUGAUUUAAUUUUGCCUUUACUAUUGAUUUUGCAGUGGGAGAAAGUCAGCAUGCCAUGGCAGUGGUGCCUCGUCUUGUGACUACUUCGUUUUUGGCUAACUUGCCUCUUCGAUUUUUGCCAGCCUGCUUUUGCAGAUGUAACAGCUCAACACUCAAACAUGAGGCUAGGCAGCCUUUCUGAGCCAGGGGCACAUUUAUAAUUUUGAGUUCGUGUGAUGUACACACUGACAAAAAUGGCUACCAUAGGACACUAGCCUGUCUACAAAAUAGCUGCAUUGGUUGGCAUGGCCAGUCACCCAGACUUAUUUGCCCGAAAGGGAACUUUCUCUCUUCCCCAAGUUGCUUUCUGCCACCCCAGUGGAUCUUUGUGCAGUCCACAAGUUGUCCUAUAAAUAAAUAUGGUGCUAGAACUUUGUUCUAUGGCAUCCCACCUCUCUAUUGAAUUUUUAAAAUAUGCCUUGACAUAACAUCAAGUGGAACAGGAAGCUUUAUGGGUGCCUUAGGGGAUGUCCUUACACUUCCAUGCACCCACUUCUCUAUCCCAGAUCAGUUCCAGUUAUGGACCCCAUCCCAAUUGAAAUCAUGGUGUCUAAGGCAAAACUGACUUCGAAGAGAGACACUCACAUGUGUUUUAGGAAGCACUGAGUUUACACAGAGCCUGCACGUAUAUAUCCAGUGUAGUAAACCUUCAUAUUCCUCAGAAACCUUCGUUGAUAAGAAUGGAAAGGUAGCUCUUAGCGUUACACCAAGCAAAGUUAAUAAGAUUCUCUUUCCCAGAAUAUCUGUUUGGAUUUUUGUCUAAAAUACUGUCUCCUUUGCCUGUUUUUCUCAGAAGAGAAAUCUGUGUUGAUCUGCUGGACUUCAGACUAUCAGGAACAAUUAGCUAUAAGAAUAAAACCUCUUUUGUUUUUUGGAGGAGGAGGGCUAGCAGAAAAAUGCCUGUAUAUUCUCAAUGUAUCCUUGAUAAAUACCAACUUUUAUUCUGAAGCAAAAAUAAGAGUUUAGACCUAGACAGUAGCCUUUUUUUUUUUAAA